AUGGUCCCAGGAAACAAAACAUCAGUAACUGACUUUGUCCUUCUUGGGCUGACAGAUCAUACAAGACUUCAAAUAAUCCUCUUUGUUUGUGUUUUAAUCAUCUAUUCAUUAAACUUGACAGGCAAUUUUCUGAUUAUGUUAAUCAUCAUUUCUGACUCCAGCCUCCAUAUUCCCAUGUACUCUUUCCUGUGGAAUUUAGCCUUUAUUGACAUCUGCUACUCUUCUGUUGUUGCUCCCAAGAUGCUCUCUGAUUUGUUUUCAACAAAAAAGACGAUUUCAUUUACUGGCUGCAUCCUACAAAUACAUUUUCUUCAUUUCCUGGGAGGUUCUGAAGCCAUACUUUUUUCAGCGAUGUCUUAUGACCGCUAUGUGGCCAUUCAGAACCCUUUGCGGUAUUCAUCCAUCAUGAACGUACGACUUUGUCUACAACUGUCUCUUGGAUGUUUGAUGCUUGGAUUUUUGCAUUCUCUCUUGCAUACUCUGUUAACAGCAAAGCUUCCAUUUUGUGGCCCAAAUGUGAUAAACCACUUAUUUUGUGACAUUAAGCCAUUGCUGAAGUUGGCUUGUACAGAUACUUCUCUUAAUUUGCACCUCCUCAAUGGUGUCACUGGAAUCCUGAUAACAGCCACCCUCUUCCUCACCAUUCUUUCUUAUGUUUAUAUUAGCAGAUGCCUUAUGAAAACUUCAAAUACAGAAGGCAGGAAGCAUGCAUUUGCUAUUUGUAGUGCCCACCUCACUGCUGUUCUACUUUUAAUUGGAACAGCUUUAUUUACUUAUAUAAGACCUUCUUCACAAAGCUCAUUAGACCAAGACCGAGCUGCUGCAGUUUUGUACACAGUGCUGCCCCCUGCCCUAAACCCAAUUAUAUAUUCAUUGAGAAACAAACAAAUAAAGAUAGCUAUGAAGACAAUGACCAGGAAAUGGCUGUUCUAA
Xenopus laevis (African clawed frog) is the source of this 933-nucleotide messenger RNA. Its product is annotated as olfactory receptor 12D1. The record is from RefSeq and is a predicted model, not a curated record. Lineage: Eukaryota; Metazoa; Chordata; Amphibia; Anura; Pipidae. The transcript has a single exon. The coding region runs from base 1 to 933 and encodes 310 amino acids.